Lodderomyces beijingensis is the source of this 564-nucleotide messenger RNA. NCBI's taxonomy places the organism in Eukaryota, Fungi, Ascomycota, Pichiomycetes, Serinales, Debaryomycetaceae. The record is from the annotation of a GenBank genome assembly.
AUGUCGUCUUACUACUUGGCUAUCGUUGGAACAAGAGAAAACCCGCUAUAUGAAGUGGAGUUUUCGUCGUUUAAAAGCUCAACUUCGAGCACGAUCUCGUCGUCAUCAACGUCGGUGUCAUCGUCUAUAACAUCGCAAGCUAUGCCAAGUUCCAAUGCAGUGUCGCAUAAUGUCAAUAAUAGCAGUGGCAGCAUCAACAAGGAGCCGGUCCAUGUGCCGGGUAAGUCACAAUUCCCGCCUUCAACGAAGGAACUAUUGCCGUUUAUCGCUAGCUCGAGUUUAGACGUGAUUGAAGACCAGCAGUGGUCGACUCAGCUAUUGAAUCUAGGCAAAAUCGACCAGUUUUACGGUAUUUCGAUAAGCGCUUACAUUACUCAGGGUAACAUCAAGUUUAUACUAUGUUACGAUUCCAACAAGGAAGAGAAUAGCAUAAGACAGUUUUUCCAGGACAUAAACGACUUGUACGUGAAGGCUUUGAUGAAUCCGUUUUACAAUGUCAACGACGCCAUGGUGUCGCCAGAUUUCGAUCUCAAGGUUAAAUUGAUUGCAAAGAAAUAUCUUUGA